AUGCUAAACUAUUUGGAAAAAGCAUUUGGCACUGGCAAUGUGAUCCAAGGGGACAAUGGUAACAUUUUAGUACAACAGUCCAAAAAUCUAAUUGAAAAAUUAUCCUCAGUUCCGAGCAGUUCAUUGGUUUCAGAUGUUUCUACUUCAGACUUGGCUGCUAACGUGAAUGCUUCUGAGAAUCAACUAUCUAGAAGUCUGUCAGAUGACCCACUGGAAGAACUGUUUUCGUCAGUAGAUAUCGGUGGACAGAACUUAUCAAGAUCUGCUGGUCUUACAUCUGCAAACAAUCUUCCCAGGACCACAAUUGAUAGAUCUAUCUCUGGUGUUGAUUUGAAGCUCAAGUUGCAACUUUACAAAGUUCGAUUUCUGCUUCUAACUAGAAAUGUAAACCUUGCAAAGCGUGAAGUCAAGCAUGCUAUGAAUAUUGCUCGAGGGAGAGAUUCCUCUAUGAUUCUCCUCUUGAAGGCCCAGCUUGAGUAUACUCGUGGAAACCAUAAAAAAGCCAUCAAGUUGUUGAUGGCAUCAAUGUUAUUUUCCAAGGCACUUAGUAAUUGUUCAUCUCUUCUGAAGGAGAAGCCUCUAAACCUGUUAACAUUCUCACAGGAUAAAUCUUUCCAGAUAACAUAUAACUGCGGGUUGCAAUACUUCACCUAUGGCAAACCAAAAAUCAGCUCGCUGUUUCCAGAAGAUUAUGUUGGAAAGGAUGGUUGGGGUUUAGGUGGAGAUCGACAGCCUAUGCUUUCAUUGCCUCUUGCUAGGCAGUGUUUCUAUAAUGCAUUGCACUUGUUGAAAUGUUCUGAUUCGAGUCAUUUAGAUUCUUUUUUACUCUCCAAUUCAUCCUUGAAGGAGAAUGAAUCUUAUGGCGGGGCAUCUUCCAAGAACUCAAACCAUAAUAUCUUACAUGGCAUAGGCUCCAAGGCUUCAACUCUAAGAGGAAAUCAGAUGAUCGAGCAACCUCUUCUAACUAACCUGGCAUAUGUAGAAUUAGAAUUGGAGAAUCCUUUGAAGGCCCUCUCUACGCACGGUCAUGUUUAUGCGGCAGAGGCCCCCUGCUUGCUUAACAAGCCUAGGGAAGCUGCGGAGUAUUUGUCUGUUUAUUUAUCUAGGGGAAAUAACGUUGAAUUACCAUUUGCUCAAGAGGACUGUGAGCAAUGGUGA
Messenger RNA from Hibiscus syriacus, 1158 nucleotides. RefSeq lists its product as uncharacterized. Gene Ontology annotation, biological process: negative regulation of translation; mRNA catabolic process. Gene Ontology annotation, cellular component: CCR4-NOT complex. Bases 1 to 1158 code for a protein of 385 amino acids. Lineage: Eukaryota; Viridiplantae; Streptophyta; Magnoliopsida; Malvales; Malvaceae. The record is from RefSeq and is a predicted model, not a curated record. The transcript has 5 exons.